Fusarium odoratissimum NRRL 54006 is the source of this 3093-nucleotide messenger RNA. RefSeq lists its product as uncharacterized. The coding region runs from base 1 to 3093 and encodes 1030 amino acids. The transcript has a single exon. NCBI's taxonomy places the organism in Eukaryota, Fungi, Ascomycota, Sordariomycetes, Hypocreales, Nectriaceae. Gene Ontology annotation, molecular function: ATP-dependent chromatin remodeler activity; ATP binding. The record is from RefSeq and is a predicted model, not a curated record.
AUGCCUCCAGCACCACCAGAUGUAAUAGAAAUACCUGACGAUGAAGGCACACCUUCGGAGUCUGAGGAUAACAUCUCGUCCUUUUCAAAUUCUGCCCGGAAAAGGAAGCACGAGACUGAGAUUGAAGAGAAGGUUGAGUGGACUGGAGACGAAGACGAUCUACCAGCAAAGCCCAAAAAGCGUCGUGGUGGGCGAAAGUUAACUCGCAAAAAGAAAGGGGAUGAUGUACAUGCAGAGAAUGAGACACCCAAAGAUGAUUACGAGCUCGCAGGUUUACCUGAUUAUCUGAUCGAGCGACGGCGCAAGUUUGACACUAAGAGGAAACUUCACCACGAUAAUGCUCUUAUGGUACCUCCUGAUUAUUCGGGGAUUCACUUCGAAGAAACUAGAAGACUCAGGGAGCUGGAAGAGCGACCCAAGUUCAGUGAAAGCAGUGGCAUAAAACCUUCACGACCGUACAAAGAUAUUGAACUGCCCCAAUCAGCAGGUCUCAUCCCAGCGUCGAUCGCCCAGUAUCUUCGAGAUUAUCAAGUCGCUGGCGUCUCAUUUCUGCACAGAAAGUUUGUCUACCAAGAAGGCGGUAUCCUGGGAGAUGACAUGGGUCUCGGAAAGACGGUGCAAGUUGCUGCGUUUCUAGCAGUUGCGUUUGGCAAGACUGGCGACGAGCGUGACGCCAAGCGGCUGAGACAAAUCCGCCAAUAUCCCCACAGAUGGUAUCCGAGAAUAUUGAUUAUUUGCCCCGGGUCUCUCAUUGUGAACUGGAAGAACGAGUUAGAUCGUUGGGGCUGGUGGCAUACUGACCUGUUCCACGGAUCCCAUAAAGACGACGCAUUGAGUACUGCCCGUGCAGGGCUAGUUGAAAUCAUGAUCACCACUUAUGACACAUACAAGAACAGCCGAAGCUCAAUCAACAUGGUUCAAUGGGACGCAGUGAUUGCUGACGAAUGUCACCGGCUGAAAGACAGAUACUCAGAAACUACCAAGGCUCUCAACGAGAUCAAUGCGCUUUGUCGUCUUGGCCUCACUGGUACCGCGAUCCAAAACCGAUACGAAGAGCUCUGGACACUACUGGACUGGACUAACCCUGGACACUUCGGGACUCUGGCAGAAUGGACACAAAGAGUCACCAAGCCCCUGACUGUUGGCCAGUCUCACGACGCAACGAAAGCUCAGCUCAGCCUGGCAAGAACAACAGCUGACAAACUGGUCCACAAUCUGCUACCACAGUAUUUCCUUCGGCGGAUGAAGAGCAUCAUAGCGAAGCAACUACCCAAGAAAACCGACCGAGUCGUCUUCUGUCCUCUUACAGAUCUCCAGAGGGAAGCAUACGAGAACUUUUUGGAAAGCGCGGACAUCGAUCUCCUUCGCAGUCUUUCUGAGCCCUGCUGUGGAGACAAGAAGAGAGGAUGGUGCUGUGAUCGCCUCCUUUCUAGCGGCGUACGCUGGCAGAACAUUGUUUUCCCCAGCAUGAUCGUGCUGCAAAAGAUGGCAAAUCAUCUUACUCUCCUUGUGCCACAAACCACCGACUUGGAGGGGAAACACGAGUCAGAUCUAAACACUCUUCGAACUUGCUUGCCUGAAGACUGGAAAUACGUCUACGACAAUCGGGAUCGGAUUAAGAAUCUUGUUAAUCCCGAGUUUUGUGGAAAAUGGAAAGUUCUGAAGAAGUUGCUCAAAUUCUGGCACUCAAAUGGAGACAAGGUCCUUGUCUUCUCUCAUAGUGUGCGACUUCUUCGUAUCCUCCAGCAUCUAUUCACCAAUACGAGCUACACUGUUAGCUAUUUGGAUGGCUCCUUGAGUUAUGAACAGCGCCAGGAAGUUGUUGACACGUUCAACUCCGACCCGACACAGUUUGUCUUCCUCAUUUCGACCAAAGCUGGCGGCGUGGGACUCAACAUCACAUCUGCGAAUAAAGUCGUUAUUGUUGACCCUCACUGGAAUCCGUCUUAUGACCUUCAAGCCCAGGAUCGAGCCUAUCGUAUCGGCCAAACUCGUGAUGUUGAGGUUUUCCGCCUUAUAUCGCUCGGGACAGUCGAGGAGAUUGUGUAUGCACGUCAGAUUUACAAACAGCAGCAAGCAAACAUUGGCUACACUGCGUCGUCUGAACGUCGCUACUUCAAGGGUGUCCAACAGGACACUGAUCGAAAGGGUGAAAUAUUUGGUCUUGCCAACAUCUUUACCUACCAUAACGAUAGUGGCUUAUUGCAGGAAAUUGUGAACAAGACAAAUAUUGCCGAAGCAAAGGCGGGCGUGCAUCUUGUGGAUGUCAACAUGGAGCAGGCGGCCAAAGAUGGAGAGGACCUUGCGGCGGUGAAGAAUGAAGAAACUGAUACUGAAGAUGGUGGCAUGAGCCAACUUGCCACUCUGCUCACAGCAGAGAACCAGCAACGAAUGAUCGAAUCCAAAAAGGCUAAGAAUAAAAAGCCAAAGAGCGACGCGAUCCAAGCGAUCCUCACUUCUGCGGGUGUCGAGUAUACACACGACAAUAGUGAGGUGAUUGGAACGUCCAAAGUCGAGGAACAACUCUCACGACGGGCUGUCAUGACAACAUACUCAUCUGGAAAUGUUGAUGGACAGAGUGCCCUUUUCGCGGAGAGUGAUGACGAACAAGGGGACGGCCUACACAACAUGUACAAUCCCCCUGAAGAAGUCAUGCUCCGACAUUUCUGCGAAAUGGCCAGAGAGUUUGGCUUCACGAAUGCAACAGACUUUGCACUUGUUGUGGAGAGUUGGAGUCAAGAGGCAAGGAGAAAUUGUCUAGACACUUUUUAUAAGAGGAGAGCUGCGAAGCUUAUACAAGAAGGCAUAAUCAAGGAGGAGGAUGUGAAAGAUACUGCUCAGGUGGACACUAAGCACGACAUCGAUGCCAAAGAAGAGGUCAAGGAUGAGAAGAAGGAUACUAAGCUGACCCCGAAAGAAGAAGACAUCAAAAAGGAUGACACCAUACAUACUUUGGUGAAGACAGAGAAUACAAAAAUGGAGGCCGUUGACACCAAGAUGGAAGGUGAGAAGAAGAUCAAGACGGAGGCUCAGGGGUCGAGUAUAAGAACCUCGAUAUUCCUCUCAGAUGACGAUGAUGAUGACGAGCUGUGA